Molecule: messenger RNA, 3495 nt
Organism: Stegostoma tigrinum
Lineage: Eukaryota; Metazoa; Chordata; Chondrichthyes; Orectolobiformes; Stegostomatidae
Product: tumor necrosis factor alpha-induced protein 8
Exons: 4
Coding region: 335-901 (188 amino acids)
Biological process (GO): regulation of apoptotic process
Cellular component (GO): cytoplasm
Source: RefSeq, a predicted model, not a curated record
CUUAACGAGAUUCGUGAAGUUUGUUGUGUGUCUGUGUGUUGGGGUUUGCAGUGGGUCCGCUGUGUGUCUGUACACUGUUUGUCAGUGCAGUGAGGUUUGCUGUCAAUGGAUAUUCACGACAGGAAGCUUGCACAGCAUUGACGAGACAACUAGUACCUGAGCGGAGCGCGGGGAAGAAGAUACUGACAAAGACAUUGUGAACGACCAGAUCAUUAAAGCAUUAAAAAGUGAUAAAAAGUUUUGAUCUACCAAACAAUCGCAAACAGAUCGACAUUUAUAUGUGAUCUUCAUUCACCCUGCAGCAUUGUUAUCAGUGCAUCUAUUCAAUUCAGACAUGGCCACUGAAGUCUUCAAUUCCAAAAGCCUGGCUGUUCAGGCCCAAAAGAAAAUACUUGGCAAGAUGGCAUCAAAGUCGAUAGCAACUGCAUUGAUUGAUGAUACAAGCAGUGAUGUUUUGGAUGAGCUAUACAAAGCAACCAAGGAAUACACACAGAACAAAAAAGAAGCAGAAAAAAUUGUCAAAGAUCUUAUAAAGGUAAUCAUAAAACUAGGAGUCUUGUACAGGAAUAGCCAAUUCAAUCAAGAUGAGCUGAUGCUUGUGGAGAAGUUCAAGAAGAAAGUUCAUCAGUUAGCUAUGACCAUUGUGAGUUUUCAUCAGGUUGACUUUACUUUCGAUCGGCAUGUUCUGUCCAAACUUCUGAAUGAAUGCAGAGACCUGCUUCAUCAAAUCAUUGAUCGGCAUCUCACCACCAAGUCACAUGGACGCAUCAACCAUGUUUUUAAUCACUUUUCAGAUUGUGAGUUCUUAGCUGUGCUGUACAAUCCAUUCGGAUCUUACAAAGCUUCUCUGCAGAAAAUAUGUGAUGGUGUCAACAAAAUGCUAGAUGAUAAAAGCAUAUAAUCAGCAAUUUGUAACAUUUCCUGUAAAACAUGUUGAAAACUUGCUAAAAUAUGAAGGAAUAAUGUCAUGUAAAAUUUGUUUUCGUUAUAAUUGUAUAUUUUGACAAGUUUUUUUUAAAAGAAGUGUUUUCUAUAUCGAUAACAAUAUGCAUAAAGGAGAAUAAGUACUCCUAUCAAUUAUUUGUCCAUCUUGAACACCUGCUGUCCAGUACCUAGCAGAUGAUUAUUUGUAGCCUGUGGAAUGAAACUGAAGAGUUCAGAUAAAUUAGCAAAAUUGAAUGCAGUUUUAGUUUUUAGACUAUUAUAGAAAACAGAAUGCAUUGUUUCCUUUUUGUAAAGUUAUGACUAUACAAGAACUAACACAACAGAUUGCAAAUAAACUGAAAAUAUUAUGUUCUAGGAUGAAGAUUGCAGAAUGUAAGUUAAAUGGUAUAUGUACAUUAGCAGUGUUAAGACAAAAUGUAACAAAUAGCAUUUUAAUACUUUUCAUCCCUUUCCAUCUGUAUUAUACAAUUUUCAUCAGCUCACUUGAAUUACUUGGACUGAUGAAGCUACGGACUUUGAACUAGUGUGUGGAGAUGUAAUAUAUUAAUCUAAAUCUCAGAUGCUUAUUUUAUUCUAGAAUACUCAAAUGGCUAGUAACUUUCAUAAAUCAAUUGUACUUUAUGAUCAGCAUAGUUAUUAUGACUGUUAUUGCGUCUGGAGCAACUUCUAUUCUUAUGCAAAAUAUUAGUUUGUAGUAAGCCAAAGAAUAAAUUUCCAUUGAACACGGAGUGACAUCGCCAUAAGUAAUUGUUCAGUCAUUUUAUUCUCCAUUGAAACCAACAUUUACAGCAAGAUUGAACUGAAUGCAUUAAAUUAUCAACUGUCCAAUUCAUGACAAGCUCAUUAUAUGAUAAGUUUUUAGUUUUGAAAAUACAAUAAAAAGAGUUUUCAGUAAAAGAAUAAUAAUUGGCUUGUUUUUAAAAUUAAAUCUUGAAGUCGGAAAGACUAUUUUACAUGCAUAAAAGAUUAAAUAUUUUUGGCAUAAUUAUUGUUUAAAUUUUAUAAUUGGGGACAUCUAAAAUAGAUUAAAAAGAUCAUCUAGUCAUGGAAGGAGGCCAUUCAGCUGGUUGCAUAAAUGUCAAUCUCUCCAGCAAACUAGUCAGUCCAUUCCUUCCAUCUAUUCUGUUAACUCUGCAAAUUUAUGACUUUCAUGUUCCUAUACAAUGGGGUUUUGAAAUCAUUGAUAGCCUCCACUUUAAUUACUCUGCAAGAAGAAAGUCUCCCUUCUCUCCUGACUUUUGACAUCAAACAUCACAUGGAUAUUUUCAGCCAGAAGGCCGAAAGCUUGAGCAAAGCGAUAGGUUUUAAGGAAUUUCUAAAGGUAGACAGUAAACCAUGGGAAUGGGUAGAGGAAGCCUUGGCUUUGAGUGUGGCACAUCUGAAGUCUAGACUGCUGGAGGUCAAAUUUUGAGGAGCACAGAUACCUUGGAUGACUGUAUAUCUAGAAACCAUCAUAUAGAUCAGAUGUUCAAGGCCAUUGAGGGAGUGUAAAUCAAAGGUGAGAAUUUUAAAAUAAAGGCAUCAUUUGACCAGAUGUUCCUGAUGUCUGGCUGUCUUUGCAUUCGCUUAAAUUUUAAUCCAUGCAACUGAUCAGGCACGAAGGAGGUCCCUUGAAACUAAUAAGGACAUUCUUCAAAUAUGUGUAAUGCCACUUAGGUCUGAGUGAAUUUUUGUAACCAUAGGCUUGAGUGCCAAAGCUGUUGUAGGCAGAAGGCAUGAAGCCUGAAAUAGACCUGGCCACUCUAUCAAAAUCUCAUCUGAAAGAUUGGAAAUUAGAAUUAGAGUUCCAGGAAUGAAAAAAGAAAACAGGCAGAAGUGAAAAGAGUAAGAGAAAGGAGAAAAGCAUCAUAGAAUUCCUACAGCAUGGAAACAGGCUAUUCAGCCCAUCAAGCCUACGCCAACCCUUGGAAGACCAUUGCACCUAGAUCCACUCUCUCACCCUAUCCCUGUAAUCCAGUAUUUCCUGUGGCUAACCCACUUGCUCUGCUCAUCAUUGAACGGUGGGAGGAAACUCAUGCAGACACAGGGAGAAUGUACAAAUUACACACAGAGCCACCUGAGGGUGGAAUCAAACACGAGCCCUGGUGCUGAGCCACUGUGCCCACACUACAUGCAGGGAUAAGUGGAGAGAGAAUUCCAGGAAAAAGGAGAAAAAAAAAGCCAUCUGGUGGCAGGGGGAAAGGUGGGGAAAGGUUGAGAAAGAACUGAGAAAGCUCAAAUAUGACAAUAAAAUGACAGUUUGAGCUGAAUAGGGAGAACUUAUUUUUGGUAUUGGAGAACUUGUUGGUAACACAAUGACACUAGGCCGAAGCCAAGCUUUGAUUACUUUUUUUCCAAAGUAUCCCUGGGUAUUAUCAAAUUUGAAUGAAAUUAACAUUCAUAGCCUUUGAAAAGGUUGCAAAAUAGGUUAAACCAGCGUGAGGAAAUUUGAACUCACGUGUGACAAAGCCAGUUCACUGGAGAGGCACAUAAGCUUUAUUCUAUGAUAACAAAGUGUGGAGCUGGAUGAACACAGCAGGCCAAGCAGCAUCUCAGGAGCACAAAAGCUGA